CUGAGCAAGCGGAGAAUUCACUUUAGAGUCUAAGGAAACAAAGUUCCUUAAAGGAACCCGCCCCCUUCCUUUUCAGGAUAGUGGCAUUUGCCUAUUGUUCUCUGAACAGCAAGUCUUCACUUGCUAGGCACUGGACUUGUUUGACAAGAACCAUAUCCAUGAAACCAAUUUAUUGUGGACGCAAAAUGACUUCAUUGAAAUAAGAAAGCAAGUAACGUAGGAUAACUUGGAGGAACAAAAAGGCACUUUCUCUGUCUUUUGGAUAUGGGCGUGCAACAGUAUGGUGGCUGUUUGAGUUGCUUGUUAAUACCUCUUGCGCUUUGGAGCAUUGUUAUAAAUAUCCUGCUAUAUUUUCCUGAUGGCAAAUCUCUAUAUGCCUCCAGUAACAACCUCACCAACUAUGUGUGGUAUUUUGAAGGGAUCUGUUUCUCUGGAAUAAUGAUGCUUGUGUUGGCAGUUCUUUUAAUAAUUCUGGAUCAAGACACCUUUCAUAAAUGCUGCCAAAAUGAGAGCUGCACUAGAACAUACAGGCGUUUCAUUUCAGUUGUACUUGCCCUGCUAGGGAUUGCAUUUUCUGGAUACAGUCUGAUAAUAUCUACUCUGGGCUUAGUUCAAGGGCCAUACUGCAGAACUUCAGCUGGCUGGGAAUAUGCCUUCAAGGAUACUGCAGGCCGCUACCUCAUGGACCAAACGUUCUGGUCUCAAUGCUCUGAACCUACUUACGUAGUAGAGUGGAACAUCAUUUUUUUUUCUAUCCUGAUAGCUCUUAGUGGACUCCAAAUACUGAUCUGUUUUCUGAAAGUAAUUGCUGAGCUAAAAAGUAUAUUGUGUGGAACCUAUCCUGUCUUUGUACAGCCUGCAAAGAUUUGACAAUCUCAUAAUAUUCAGGAAGAGAAAAGGGUGAUCCAAAUCUUGGAGCUAAUACAUUAUGAAAAUCAAAGAAACAUAGGCAUUGGACAUGGAUAUAGAAACAGCAGAUCACUUCUUUCCAUUAUUGACAGUUAAAAAUGAAACAGAAGAUCAUUUAAUUCAUGCUUGAUUUUCUUCUGAGAGGAGACAGAAGAAACAAUGGGAUGAGAAAACAGAAAAGUUACAAGUUGGGACCCCUGGGAAAUUUGGGGUAAAGCAAUUGCACAAUAAAGUUCUUCUUUGGAUCUUCACUCACAGAUGCCAACAUGCUUGAUAUCUCUAUGUGAUUUUGCAUGCACGUGCACACACACACUGUGAUGUAAGGAAGGAUUCCUAUAGUUUUUUUCCCCAUAUGUAAAUUUAAAAGCUUAACAAAAUUCUUAGAAAGUUAACAGUUUCUGGAAUAUCCACAUUCUCUUAUUGUUCCCAAUCCUUCUCCUUCUCCCUUAGGUGUCCUAUAUAUUUCAACUGUGAACCCCGCACUGCAGGAGGUUUUUAUAUAUGCAUAUUUUAAAGCAUAUGGUAUAUUGUUGAUGCGCCUUGAAUAAAUAUUUGAUCAUACAACUGUG
Messenger RNA from Anolis sagrei ordinatus, 1478 nucleotides. It is a transcript of the gene TM4SF18, whose product is annotated as transmembrane 4 L six family member 18. NCBI's taxonomy places the organism in Eukaryota, Metazoa, Chordata, Lepidosauria, Squamata, Anolidae. Gene Ontology annotation, cellular component: membrane. The record is from RefSeq and is a predicted model, not a curated record.